GUCACAGAAGAUCAGGACGCCGGGCUGAACAUCCAAUGCCUCCCAGAAAGGAAGAAACAGAGGAAAAUGUAUUUCUGCUGCACGACAUGAGCUCAUUUAGGUAUCAAGGUGUCCAAACCACAGCUGGAGUACUCAUACUGCACUCAUGUUCGAGCACAAGUCGACUCUAUUCUAUUCUUUUCUUUAUUGAAUAUGAUGCAAAGGGGUCAAACAGGAGGAUGGUUUCUUUUCUUCCUGGCUGCUGUUAUUUCGGGUGUCCACCUCCAGGGAGAUGACAGGUCCAUCCAGCCUGCCUCUGACUCUGAGCUGCCCUCUGAGGCCCAGAUAUACCAGCCGGUGUUGAAGCCCUUUGAGUCCGUUCCUCCAAUUGGGACCUACAUGCUGAAAAACCUUGUUGGGAAACCUUGCGUCAAAGCCACCAUCGGAGCAGAGUACAUUGUCAUCGAAAAGAAGAAGACCUGGUAUUUCAACUUGGACCCCUCCAGAGUCAGGACCAGUGGUUACUGUGACAAAGAAGCUGCUGUUCUCUCCCUCACGCUGCCAGACAAUGCUGCCAGUCUGCAGUUCACCUUCAGAAAGGAAGAAAGUAUUUUCUACAUUGACAAGCUCACUGCCCAUGUGUCUCCUCUGCCUGUCUGCCAAGGAUGUGCAAGUAAGACCACAUGGAGAGAGAAAAAUAAGAACAAAAACCUGCGAACACAAUUAAUGUUACUGUCGCUGUCUUACAUCCUCUUCUUCCCAGACAAGACUUACUCGGGUUCAUUGGCUGAUGAAAAGCUGUUCGCAGCAGGUAAUGGACAGAGCUUCAAGUGCCAAUCUGAGCAACUGCUUUGGACGUCGUCAGAGCUGAGGAUCAAGUUGGUUCCUCUGCAGAUGCAGGCCUUCACUCUGCCAAUAGGACAGUAUGGAAUAGAGGUUGAGUGUUGGCCCGACUUUAACAAACGAGUUUUCCCCAUCAUCGCCGGGGCCACAGUGGUGGGUCUCAUUCUGAUGGCUGUGCUGACCUUCCUGUUUAUCAGAGACCGCCACAGAGAAGGAUACGAGAGGCUCUGAGCACGAUGUGAAACUGGAUGGAGAUUUAGUCAAUCUGAUAGAAUAUGUCAUACUUAGUGACUGUUACAAAAAGCUUCAAAAUUGCUCUUCUUAACUCGAAGAUUCGUUUUUGCUACUGUACUUAUUAAAAUUAAUUAAAAAAAGGUUGUAAUUAUAAUUAUAUUAUAAAUAUUCCUGAGAACAUUGUGUUACAUUUAUUUGAAUAUUCUUUAUUAUUUUUUUUAAAUAUCAUUAUCAUUAUUUUCUAUCUUUAAUUCUGCUUUCAAUGAAACAUGUUUGUUAUGUGAUACUCUGAUUUGUUGCAUAUUCAACAUCUAUUUGAUAAAGGGAAGUGGGCUAAAAAUGUAUUAUAAAGCCUUUAAUUUCACUAUCAACAUAAAUUA
Anoplopoma fimbria (sablefish) is the source of this 1436-nucleotide messenger RNA. RefSeq names its product lysosome-associated membrane glycoprotein 3 (gene lamp3). The record is from RefSeq and is a predicted model, not a curated record. Lineage: Eukaryota; Metazoa; Chordata; Actinopteri; Perciformes; Anoplopomatidae. The coding region runs from base 193 to 1053 and encodes 286 amino acids. The transcript has 7 exons. Gene Ontology annotation, cellular component: membrane.